AUGGAAGAUGACAAUCAGCCUUCAAAUGUACAAGACUUGUGGGAUAGUGACCUUGAGAAUUUAAUUCGUGCAAACUCAACUCGCAGCUCUAACCAAGAGCAUUUAAUAAGGGACCUAUAUCAGCAACUGUACAGCGCUGACAUCGACGACCCAAUCUCAUCCUUUCCCAUGAAUAGUCCAGCCAUGUCUGAAACAAAUUUAUCAACUAGUACAUCACUUCAAUCUUCAACAGCAAAUUCUUCAUCAAGCAACGAUGAAGAGAUACCUCGUAAACUAUCCAAGCAAACCAUGGGAGAUAAUACCCAUGAUAGCAGAGUAGACAACCAAAAAGUAGAAAAAGGAACAUCGAGAUAUGAUGAAACUGGCCAUGUUGAUGGUGUUGAAUCAACCGUUGAUGAACAGAAUCAAUCGAAUACGCUUCCUGAAUCUCAACCAAAUCAAGCUGAAAAGUCGGAUAAUGAAGAGUCAAUGGAAUCAUCGCCACCGAUAACUCGUACGAGAAGGGAAUUCAUCACUGAUCAAGGGCACCAAAGUUCCGGCUUUAAUCAAAUAAGAAAUACAAAUGCUCCAUCGAACAGGGAAAACGAUCCAUUAAUUCGUCAUCUUCAUCAAUGCAAGACGCACAUUGCCUUUGAACCCCUGCGGAAUCCUAUACCAAAUCCAAGCCUUACAUUUCGUCGAAAACUAUUAGCGCCUGGAUCUAUCCUCAAUGGUGGUCCUGGACGUGGUAGAUGUAAUAAUCAGCAAGGUUUACCCAUACCUAGAUUUCUACAAAAUGCUUUAAGGAACACUAAUCCGAGAGUUGCUUCUAUACUAACUGCUGAUCACAGUUUAAUGCAUCCUAUGCUGCCGAGGAUGCCGAUGCCUAUAGCCGCGAACAAUGCUGGAUUUGAGGAGCUUCCUGAUAUAUCACUAUUGGAUACUAACACGAAUAGUAACGUGGUUGGUACGAGGAAUCAGAACCAUUCUCCAUCUUCCGAUAGGCAACCACAAGAGCAUAAUACUACUGCAGAUGCCAGCAAUACUAACGUAGAUAAUUCUAACCCGCCACUAACUGCGACUUCACAGCCUCAAUAUAGCGCAGCUGAUGCCAAUUCUGUAUUUACAGAUGCAGAAGGCGAUAAUACGAGUUUGACCAGUAGCGAAGCAAAUCAGUCGACAGAUAUUUCUGCUCCAGCUGAAACAUCUCUUAGCCCUUCUUAA
Trichoplax adhaerens is the source of this 1203-nucleotide messenger RNA. RefSeq lists its product as uncharacterized. The record is from RefSeq and is a predicted model, not a curated record. The transcript has 4 exons. Bases 1 to 1203 code for a protein of 400 amino acids. NCBI's taxonomy places the organism in Eukaryota, Metazoa, Placozoa, Uniplacotomia, Trichoplacea, Trichoplacidae.